Passer domesticus (house sparrow) is the source of this 3629-nucleotide messenger RNA. RefSeq names its product general transcription and DNA repair factor IIH helicase subunit XPD-like. Lineage: Eukaryota; Metazoa; Chordata; Aves; Passeriformes; Passeridae. Gene Ontology annotation, molecular function: DNA helicase activity; hydrolase activity, acting on acid anhydrides, in phosphorus-containing anhydrides; ATP binding. Gene Ontology annotation, biological process: positive regulation of mitotic recombination; nucleotide-excision repair; transcription by RNA polymerase II. Gene Ontology annotation, cellular component: nucleus. The record is from RefSeq and is a predicted model, not a curated record.
CUGGCCCACGCCAACGUGGUGGUGUGCAGCUACCAGUGCCUGCUGGAGCCCAAAAUCCCCUCUGGGAACCCCAAAACCACCCUGGCCCACGCCAACGUGGUGGUGUGCAGCUACCAGUGCCUGCUGGAGCCCAAAAUCCCCUCUGGGAACCCCAAAACCACCCAAACCCCCCCAACCCCGCAGCUGGCCCACGCCAACGUGGUGGUGUACAGCUACCACUACCUGCUGGACCCCAAGAUCGCGGGGCUGGUGUCGGCCGAGCUGGCGCGCUCCUCGGUCGUGGUGUUCGACGAGGCGCACAACAUCGACAACGUCUGCAUCGAGGCCAGAGUGACCAUCACCCGCCGGACGCUUGACCGCUGCCAGGCCAACGUGGCCGCGCUGCAGAGCCACGUCCAGCGGAUCAAGGAGUCGGACUCGCGCCGCCUGGCCGAGGAGUACCGGCGCCUGGUGCAGGGGCUGCGCGAGGCCGGCGCCGCCCGCGACUCCGACCUGUUCCUGGGGAACCCCGUGCUGCCCGACGAGAUCCUGCGGGAGGCCGUCCCGGGCAGUAUCCGCACGGCCGAGCACUUUGUGGGGUUCCUGCGCCUGGUCGAGCACCUGCGGGCGCAGCUCCGGGGACCCCGGGUGCAGCAGCUGAGCCCCCCGGCCUUCCUGCGGGAGCUGCGGGACAGGGUCUGCAUCGACCGCAAGCCCCUCAGGUUCUGUGCCGAGCGCCUGCACUCCCUGCUCCGCACCCUCGCCCUCCCCGACGUCGCCGAUUUCUCCCCCAUCACCCUGGUGGCCAACUUCGCCACCCUGGUCAGCACCUACAGCAAAGGUUUCACCAUCAUCAUCGAGCCCUUCGACGAUCGCACCCCGAGCAUCGCCAACCCCGUGCUGCACUUCAGCUGCCUGGACGCCUCCAUCGCCAUCCGGCCGGUGUUCGAGCGCUUCCAGUCGGUCAUCGUCACCUCGGGGACCCUGUCCCCGCUGGAGUUUUACCCCAAAAUCCUGGGAUUCAGCCCCGUUACCAUGGCAACCUUCAGCAUGACCCUGGCCCGCACCUGCCUCUGCCCCAUGAUCGUGGGCAGAGGCAACGACCAGGUGGCCAUGAGCUCCAAGUUCGAGACCCGCGAGGACAUCGCGGUGACCCGGAACUACGGGCAGCUGCUGCUGGAGCUCUCGGCCGUGGUCCCCGACGGCCUCGUGGCCUUUUUCACCAGCUACGUCUACCUGGAGAGCACCGUGGCCUCGUGGUACGAGCAGGGCAUCCUGGAGAACAUCCAGAGGAACAAGCUGCUCUUCAUCGAGACCCAGGACGGGGCUGAGACCAGCGUGGCCCUGGAGAAGUACCAGGAGGUGCUGGGGGGGCGUGGCGAGAACGGCCGCGGGGCCGUGCUGCUCUCAGUGGCGCGCGGCAAAGUCUCCGAGGGCAUCGACUUCGUCCAUCACUACGGCCGGGCCGUGAUCAUGUUCGGGGUCCCCUACGUUUACACCCAGAGCCGAAUCCUCAAGGCCCGGCUGGAAUUCCUGCGGGAGCAGCUCCAGGUGCGCGAGGGCGAGUUCCUCACCUUCGACGCCAUGCGGCACGCGGCGCAGUGCGUGGGGAGAGCCCUCAGGGGGAAAACUGACUACGGGCUCAUGGUGUUCGCUGACAAGCGCUUCGCCCGGGCCGACAAGCGGGGCAAGCUGCCGCGCUGGAUCCAGGAGCACCUGCCCGAGUCCCACCUGAACCUGACGGUGGACGAGGCCGUGCAGGCGGCCAAGCGCUUCCUGCGCCAGAUGGCCCAGCCCUUCCGCCAGGAGGACCAGCUGGGGCUGUCGCUGCUGACCUGGGAGCAGCUCCAGGCCGGGGAGGUUCUGCAGCGGAUCCAGGGGAUCUCCCAGCAGGUCUGACCCGCCCGGGAUCCACCCGGGAUCCACCCCCGGGAUCCACCCAGGAGUCUGCUCGAGAUCCGCCCGGGAUCCUCCCAGGAUUUUGACCGGGAUCUGCCUGGGAUCCACCCCAUGAGACACCUGGGGUCUUCCUGGGAUCCACCCAGGACUCGACCUGCUUCUGCCUGGGAUCCAGCCAGGAUUCUGCUCAAGAUCCACCCGGGAUCCACCCAGGAUUCUGCUCGGGAUCUGCCUGGGAUCCACCCAGGAUCCAGUCUGGGACCUGCCCGGGAUCCACCUUUGGGAUCUACCCAGGAUCCACCCCCGGGAUCCACCCGUUAUUCUGAUCAAGAUCCACCUGGGAUCUGCCUGGGAUCCACCCAGGGCUUUGACCUGAUCCAGCCUGGAAUCCACCCCUGGGAUCCACCCCCGGGAUCCACCCAGGAGUCUGAUCAAGAUCCACCGGGAUUUGACCGGAAUCCACCCAGGACUCUGACCUGAUUCUGCCUGGGAUCCACCCAGGAUUUUGACCUGGAUCUGCCUGGGAUCCACUCCACGAGACACCUGGGAUCCACCCAGGAUUUCGACCCGAUUCUGCUUGGGAUCCACCCCCGGGAUCCACCCAGGAUUUUUUAUCAGGAUCCACUCCAGAAUCUGCCCAGGAUCCACCCAGGAUUUUGACCGAGAUCCACACGGGAUUCACCCCUGGGAUCCACUGAAGAUCUACCUGGGAUCCACCCCGGCUUCCACCCAGGAUUUUGAUCAGGAUCCCCCCAGGAUCUGCCCGGGAUCUUCUCGGGAUCCACCCAGGACUUUGACCUGAUUCUGACCAGGAUCCACCCAGGAUCUGUCCCGUGAUCUCGGGAUCCACUCAGGAUCCAGACCAAGAUCACCCCAGGAUUUUUGAUCAGGAUCCUCCCAGGAUCUACCUGGGAUCAACUCUGGAAUCUGCCCGGGAUCCACCCAGGACUUUGACCUGGUUCUGCCCGGGAUCCACUCAGGGAUCCACCCCCUGGAUCCACCCAAGAUUUGACCGGCAUCAGCCCAGGAUCCACCCGGGAUCUGUCCCAGGAUCCACUGAGGGUUCUGACCAAGAUCACCCUGGGAUCCACCCAGGAUUCUGACCAGGAUCCACCCAGGAUUUACCUGGGAUCCAUUUGGGAUCCACCCAGGACGUCGACCUUAUCCUGCCCGGGAUCCACCCAGCAAUUCUCUGGGAUCUCCCCGGGAUACACCCAGGAUUUCGACUGGAUUGUGCCUGGGAUCCACUCGGGAUCCACCCAGGAUUCUGACCAGAAUCCACCCCCAGGAUCCACUCAAGAUUUACCCAGGACCAGCCCAGGAUCCACCCAGGAAUUCUCUGGGAUCUCCCUGGGAUCCACCCAGGAUUUCUCUGGGAUCUCCCUGGGAUCCACCCAGGAUUUCGACCUGAUUCUGCCCGGGAUCCCUCCGGGAUCUCUCAGGGGGGAGGGAACGGGAUCUGGAUCCACCCAGGUGGGGUCUGGACCCCCCCAAAACACCCAAAGGGGGGAGUGGAUCCCUCCUUGGAGUGGAUCCCUCCUUGGGAUCCGCUGGGAUCUGGACCCCCCCAAUGCACCAGAGCGGGACCGGAUCCCUUGGGGGGAGGGGAUCUGCCCCCCCCCGGGUGGGAUCUGGACCCCCCAGCCCCCAGGGAUCCCCCCAGAUCCCCCCCCGGAUCCCCCAUUGCUGUAAAUCCCCUCCCCCCAAUAAAAGCAGAUUUCAGAUCUCCCCUCCCCCCACUUCUUUAACCC